Molecule: messenger RNA, 1792 nt
Organism: Halteromyces radiatus
Lineage: Eukaryota; Fungi; Mucoromycota; Mucoromycetes; Mucorales; Cunninghamellaceae
Product: phosphatase PSR1
Exons: 4
Coding region: 340-1533 (397 amino acids)
Cellular component (GO): plasma membrane
Molecular function (GO): phosphoprotein phosphatase activity
Source: RefSeq, a predicted model, not a curated record
GUAGUAAGUACUUUCCCCCACUUUCUCCCUCACUCUCUCUCUCUCUCUCUCUCUUAUUCUCUCUUUCUUUUUGCGGCGUAGUAAUAAAGUGUACGAGCUCAUCUAAAUUUACUUGGAGAUACACUCAAGAUAACAACACCACUUUUAUCCCGCCCCCACAAAAGGGGUUUAUAAAAAAAAAAAAAAAUUCAAAAGCGCAAAAUUUAUGAGGGAAAAUCCAAUAUAUUACCAAAACACUUUAUUUAUUUUUCUUACACACAUUAUCUUCAAUAUCAUCUCCUUUCUCUUUUUCCUUCCAAACCUUCACCUUUUUUUGUUUUCUUCUCUUACCUCGUCUUCAUGUCUCAAACUCAUUCCUCUUUUUUGGAAGACAAUAGUUCAUCAAAGUCCAGUAAUAAUAUUCAUUUGACUCAAGUUGCUCCUCAUCAGUUGACCACAUCCAAAAAUCCUGAAUACUUAAAGUCACCUUUGCCAUCGGGAGGUAGCCGAUCUGGUUCCCGUACUUCAUCGCUUAAAGCUUCUAUUGGAAAAGGAAGCUUUAUAUCACUUUUAUUAUGUUGUACGUCGUCAGCUUCCAUUUUAGAUAAUAAUGACAAGUCAUCUUCCAUCAUUGGGAAACGACAGAGACAUGAUCGACAACAACUACACAAUAGCAACUCUAAAACAGAGAAACAACAGGAACAUGAAGUAGAGACGUCAAAAGAAGAAAAAGAAAACUCUAUGUCUUCAUCUUUAUCAUCCUCUUCUUCCUUUGAUAACCGACCAGAUGUCCCAUCACCAUCAGAAAAACAAUUGAUAUCUACCACUCUAACUACUUCUCCUUUGGCGUCCUCUAAACCACAAGUACCUAAAAUUAUUACACAGCCAGACCAGUUAAUCCAUACAGAGCCUGAUCAAGAUGAGGUGACGUCGGCAACUCCUGCUACAGCUCCACCACCAGCAUCCCCUUUUCAAGCACCAACCAUUCAACUUUUACCUCCUUUACUUCCUGAAGAUAUUGGUAGAAAAUGCCUUGUAUUAGAUCUGGAUGAAACUCUGGUACACAGCUCUUUUAAGAUGAUACCCAAUCCCGAUUUCAUAGUACCAGUGGAAAUCGAUAAUCAAUACCAUAAUGUAUAUGUCUUGAAAAGACCUGGUGUAGAUGAAUUCAUGCGUAAAAUGGGAGAAUUAUAUGAAAUCGUUGUCUUCACAGCCAGUUUAUCAAAGUACGCUGAUCCAGUAUUAGAUAUGUUGGACAAACAUAAAGUGGUGAAACAUCGAUUAUUCCGAGAAUCCUGCUAUAAUCAUAAAGGUACUUAUGUUAAAGAUUUAUCUCAUUUGAAUCGAGAUUUGGCCUCUACCAUGAUUUUAGACAAUUCUCCAGCAAGUUAUAUCUUUCACAAUGCCAAUGCGGUACCAGUAUCAACUUGGUUCAAUGAUCCUCAUGAUACUGAACUCAUUGACUUGGUUGCUUUUUUGAAUGACCUGACAUCGGUUGAUGACGUUACCUUAGUCUUGAAUAAUGCCCUUGAUACCAACUUCCCCAGCAUGUAGUUCUUUUUUUAUAAGAAAAGAUUGGUUAAUCUUGUCUUUCUCUAUCUCUUCUCUCUUUCUUUAUCGUUUUUGUGGUCACUUACUUCAUACCCUUCCACUUUUUUUUUUCUUUGACUACAUAUCCAAACGAUAUUCUUUUUCUCAGUUAGAUUUUCAUCCCCUCCUCUUAUUUUUCUUUCCUUACCUUCAGUUUGUGUUUUAUCAUCAAUCAUGGUUCUAAAAUGUAAAUACAAUCUCCUUUAGUAAAACAAAUUAUUUC